Messenger RNA from Naumovozyma dairenensis CBS 421, 1932 nucleotides. It is a transcript of the gene RAD30, whose product is annotated as DNA-directed DNA polymerase eta. Gene Ontology annotation, cellular component: site of double-strand break; replication fork; nucleus. NCBI's taxonomy places the organism in Eukaryota, Fungi, Ascomycota, Saccharomycetes, Saccharomycetales, Saccharomycetaceae. The coding region runs from base 1 to 1932 and encodes 643 amino acids. The transcript has a single exon. Gene Ontology annotation, molecular function: DNA-directed DNA polymerase activity; damaged DNA binding. Gene Ontology annotation, biological process: error-prone translesion synthesis; response to radiation. The record is from RefSeq and is a predicted model, not a curated record.
AUGUUAAUGUCAAAGUUUACAUGGAAUGAUUUAAUCCAGCUUAACUCAGUUACAACUUCAUACCUAUCUCCGUUAUCAUGCAUGGCUCAUAUCGAUGUUAAUGCAUUUUUCGCACAGGUCGAACAAAUUAGAUGCGACUAUACAAGAGAUGACCCCGUGGUAUGUGUACAAUGGAAUUCUAUAAUAGCGGUAUCGUAUGCAGCCAGAAAAUAUGGAAUAUCGAGAAUGGAUACUAUCCACGAAGCCAUGAAAAAAUGUGAUCAUCUUAUACCUAUCCAUACUGCGGUAUUUAAGAAAGGUGAAUCUUGGUGGACCUAUUAUGAUGGAUAUGGAUCAUGGAUGAAGGAAAAGGAAAAACAGCUACCGCCAGAUAAUUAUAAGGUUUCUUUAGAUCCAUACAGAAGAGAGAGUAGGAAAUUGUUUAAGAUAUUUAAAGAAUACUGUUAUUCGGUCGAAAAGGCUAGUGUUGAUGAGGUGUUUUUAGAUCUCGGACGUCUUUGUUUUGAAGAUUUGAUGUUUAGUGAUGAUGAGGUAUUUCAAAAAAGUGAGGCCAUGCAAGCAAUCCGGAAUACAUUCAUAAACGGUGAGUACGAUUUACAAACUGCUUUACCAUCGCUUCCUGAUGAGCUUAAAAACCUUGAAUUUACAGGGAUGGUUUUUAAUCCUGCGAACCGGCCUUUACUCAAUGACUGGGAUGAUAUAAUUUUUGCCCUUGCAUCAAGAGAGACACAAAAAAUGCGGGAUGUGAUUAAGGAAAGUCUUGGAUACACGACAUCCUGCGGUAUAGCUAGAACGAAGAACGUUGCUAAAUUAGGAUCUAACUUUAGAAAACCUGAUGCACAGACAAUAAUAAAAAAUAAUUGUUUAGAAGAUUUUCUGGAUAACGGAUCAUUUGAAAUUACGAGUUUUUGGACCUUAGGUGGUAAAUUAGGCAAAGAAAUAUGCCAAGUAUUAAAUCUUCCUCCAAAGGAUAGUAUAAAAUAUAUUCGAAAUACAUGGGCAAAUUCUCCAAAAGAAUUAGAGUCAUUUUUAGAAAAACAGCUUGAAGAGAGAGGAGGUCAGUUCAAUGAAUUAACUACUAUCGAUUCAACAAAUAUUCAUACUUUGGCGAAGAAGAUUUUCGAGCUUUCAAGGGGUGUUCACCCUGUCCAAUUGAAUACCCGUCCACUAGUGAAGUCGAUGAUGUCAAAUAAAAAUAUGAGAUCAAGUUCCUGUAAGAGUUUGAUAGAUUGUAUCGAUUGGCUGGAAGUAUUUAGUGGUGAGCUAGCCACCCGUAUUCAAGAACUAGAGCAGGAAUAUAAUAAAGUAAUAAUACCAAGAUCAGCAACUGUUUUAAUGAAGACAACUCUUGGUGAAACGUAUAGGAAAACUACCCAGUUGCAUAACCGUGAUUCCAAACUGGCUUGCCAGGACCUCCUCAAUGCAACCUCGAAAAUGGCUGCUGAAUUAGAUAAAAAAUAUGCUGAACCAAAUUCAAAAAAAUUUUACCCAUUAACCAAUAUGAAUCUAGUAAUUUCCAAUUUCGAAAUAUUAGAUUUGAAGAAGACAGUACUCGAUAUGUUUGGGAACCAGGCGCAGGUUUACGAAAAGAAUAAUGAUGAACGAAAUAAGGACGAAAUGGCGGAGGAAGAGGACCAUAGCACAGUAAUAGCGGCAGAAGAAAAAACAGAAGAGUUACAGUGUCAAAAAUGUGAUCUAUUUUUUCCAAAUACUAAAGAAUUUCAAGAGCACUUAGAUUUUCACUUUGCGUCAAAAUUAUCUGAUAGCCUCAAUGGUAUAGGAAAUGAUUCAAGAAACCUUUCUGUUGGUGAACAACGACUUUUAUUUUCAACCAAAAGGCCUAGCAGCAAUAGUAAACGGAUUCUUUCUAAUGGUAAGAAGAGAAAAACUGCUAAAGGAUCUGGAAACAUCUUAUCUUUUUUCUCAAGAUAG